AGCAUUGAGAGCAAUAACUGAUUUUUUAGUAAAUCAAUUCAAUUUUUAAAGUGAAAAAAAAUGUUUUUUUGGAAUAUACUUUUUAUUAUUUUUCUAUUCUGUCUUGCAUUAUAUUCCUAUAUUUCAAGAAAACAGGAAUUAUUUGAAAAAUCAGGUAUUCCAUGUAUAAAACCAUGGCCCAUUAUAGGAAAUAUGGGUCCAAUAAUAAUGCAAAAAAUGUCAUUUGGUCAAUUAUUGGAGAAAAUUUAUUUUAUGAAUACAAAAGCAAAAUAUGUUGGAUUCUUUGAAUUCUCAACGCCAGUUAUUAUGAUUCGUGAUCCAGAAAUAAUUAAAUCAAUUGGAACAAAAAAUUAUGAAAUUUUUUAUAAUCGUCGAGGAUUUGCUGAAGAAGAUCAUAAUUUAAUUUUAGGACAAGAUAUUUCAUCAUUAAAAGAUGAAAAAUGGCGUCAUAUGAGAAAUAUUCUAAGUCCAUCAUUUACUUCAGGUAAAUUUAAACAAUUUUAUAAUUUAACAGCGAAAAAAACACAAGACGCCUUGGAAUAUAUUCACAAUCAGAAUGAAAUGGAGACAGAAAUGAAAAUAUUAUUUCAAAAACUUGCAAUUGACAUAAUGUUUGCUUAUGCUUUUGGUAUAUCGACAAAUUUCAUAAGGGACGAAGGUGUUGAACAACUUGCCGAGGAUCUCAAUGGAAUUAAUCCAGAGAAAGUUGAAAAAUUAAAACUAUUUUUAAUUCAAUGUCCAUUUAUAUUUAAAAUUUUAGGUCUCAAAUAUCUCAGUGAUAAAGCAAGAAAUUAUUUUCAAAAUAUCGUUCAAUUUAGAAUGAAUGAAAGAGAUGGGGAAAAAAAUUUUAAAUCAAAUAUGAUUGAUAUGAUGAUUGACACUCCGGAUAAUGUGGAAAAAUUAUCAAUAAACGAAAUGACAGCACAAGUAUUUAUUAUGUUUGCCGGUGCUUUUCUUACAACAUCCGAUACAUUAUCAUAUUUGUGCUACAACAUUGCAAUUAAUACCGAGGUACAAAUAAAAUUACAACAAGAAAUUGAUUCACUCUCCUAUAAAUAUAAAACAUUAAAUGAUGAAACAUUAUUAUCAAAUCAAGAAAAUAAAAUUUCCCAUAAUGUGACAUUCGAAGAAAUCAUGAAUCUCAAAUAUUUAGAUGCUGUUAUUAAAGAAUCAUUGAGAUUACAUACGACAAUUGUAGCAUUGGAAAGAGUUUGUUCACAAUCAUUUCAAUUACCACCAGCAUUACCUGGUUUAAAACCAUUUACACUAAAACCAGGAACAAUUCUAUCAAUUCCAAUUGAAUCAAUUCAUCGUGAUUCAAAAUAUUUUAAAGAGCCGGAAAAAUUUAAUCCCAAUCGAUUUUUUAAUGUUAAUGAAAAAAAUAUUUUAAAUUCAUAUACAUAUCUACCAUUUGGUGUUGGACCUAGACAUUGUAUUGCAAAUCGAUUUUCCAUACAGGCAUUGAAAAUUAUAAUAUUUUACAUAUUAGCCAAUUGUAAUCUUCAAGUUUGUUCAAAAACGCCAAUACCAUUAAAAAUGAAUAGAAGAAAAUUAACGAAAGCACCUGACAAAAGUAUUAUACUUCAAAUUGAAAAACGAAUCAAUUGUAACGCUAAUGAAUAAUGGGAAAAAAUUAUUUUUUUAACUAAUUUUCAGAAAAAAA
Messenger RNA from Leptopilina boulardi, 1663 nucleotides. Its product is annotated as cytochrome P450 9e2-like. The transcript has a single exon. NCBI's taxonomy places the organism in Eukaryota, Metazoa, Arthropoda, Insecta, Hymenoptera, Figitidae. The coding region runs from base 61 to 1623 and encodes 520 amino acids. Gene Ontology annotation, molecular function: heme binding; oxidoreductase activity, acting on paired donors, with incorporation or reduction of molecular oxygen; monooxygenase activity. The record is from RefSeq and is a predicted model, not a curated record.